This is a messenger RNA of Aureobasidium pullulans EXF-150, 1176 nucleotides long. Its product is annotated as C4-dicarboxylate transporter/malic acid transport protein. The annotation marks the transcript as partial. Gene Ontology annotation, biological process: transmembrane transport; sulfite transmembrane transport. Lineage: Eukaryota; Fungi; Ascomycota; Dothideomycetes; Dothideales; Saccotheciaceae. The record is from RefSeq and is a predicted model, not a curated record. Gene Ontology annotation, molecular function: sulfite transmembrane transporter activity. Gene Ontology annotation, cellular component: plasma membrane. The transcript is spliced from 2 exons.
UUUGCUGUUUGCAUCUCCUCAGGUGGAAUUGCUCUAGUCCUUAAUGGGCCAUUUCCUUAUCGCGGCCAUUGGCUGGUCGUACUGGCUACUAUCCUCUAUGUCAUGGAGAUUGUCCUAUUCUUUUCCUUCCUUGCCAUUCUACUGGCUAAAUGGAUACUCUACCCACACGUAGCCGUUCGCCGUGCUUUGAGCGACCCAGACGAACUAGGAACCUAUGCUAUUUUACCUAUCGCUCUUAUGACUAUUGGCGCUCUCACCAUCACCCAAGUCAGCGAAGGACCCUGGGGUGGCCAUGCAUUUACCUUGGUCGGUUAUGUCAUUCGGUGGAUGGGUGUAGUAUGGGUCUUUGUGACUUGUGUCGUGGUUCUAACGGUGCUAUUCUAUACUGGAAAUCAAGCCGACAGAGACAUGACGCCGGUGUCAUUUAUGGCUCCUGUCGGUAUGGCGACCGCUGCCUCCGAGGCUGGUCUCAUCACGAUCUAUGGCUUCGACAUGUCAUCGAGGCUUGCCGUACCACAGAUUAUUGUCGGCUACUUCGCCUCCGGUGUGGCUAUGUUCAUGGCCACCCUCCUCUACACAGUUUACUUCCAUCGUCUACUGGCAGCUGGAUGGCCUGCUCCUCCGAAGCGAGCAGGACUCUUUAUCUUGAUCGGUCCUUGCGGACAACUCGCAACAGCAUUCCAACUGCUAGGCGAAUCUGCAAACACAUACAUGCGUUUCUCCCAAUACAAACCCUCAGCAAUCCAGCCUCCAGAGUACGGCACAUUCUGGACUCAACAGACCGCACAAGGUGUAGAUGGAGCCGGCAUCUUCAUGGCCUUGCUCCUCCUAGGUUUCGACUACCUCUGGUUCUGCAUCGCCAUCAUCGGCGUCGUUGACGUUUUUGUCAAGCGACAGGCCACUUAUACAUUGACUUGGUGGGCCAUUGUUUUCCCCACCGUGACGCUUACGACUGCUUGGUUAGAACUGGCUUCGUCUAUGGACUCUCCCACAUUCAGAGCUUUGGUAUGUGCUCUAACGAUAUUUCUGGUGAUUGCCUUCUUUGUCAAUUUGGCUUUUACUCUGAGGGGCGUGGCCAAUGGGUCUUUGAUUUUUGGCAAGUCGCAGUUGGAGAUUGAAGAGGGUAUGAUGAAGAAGGUGCAGGAUGAGAUGACGAGUAGCAAGGCUGAAGUAUAG